AUGAAAGCAGCACGAUUCUACGCAGCCGGAGACAUCCGGAUCGAAGAGGUCAAUGCCCCUGAAGCGUCAGAUGAAAAGGCCCUAGUUCAAGUCGAGUGGUGUGGCAUAUGUGGGAGCGACCUCAACGAAUAUAUCCACGGACCAAUGGCAAUACCCCACGCUGGUCCACACCCCCUAACUGGUGAUAUUCUCCCCGUAACGCUUGGCCACGAGGUCUCUGGACGCAUUAUCCAAGCGCCAUCGACGUCUUCACUUUCUCCUGGUCAGGCAGUCAUUAUCGAUCCCCGAUUCUAUUGCUCAUCCUGCACGGCAUGUACUUCGUCUGUCACAAAUUGCUGCCAAUCCUUGGGCUUCCUAGGCCUCUCCGGAGGAGGGGGUGGCUUCUCUGAGAAAGUCGCCGUGCCGCCGGCUAUGCUGCAUCCGAUCCCUGAUAAUACCGACAUGGCUACAGCGACUCUUAUCGAGCCAUUGGCUGUCGCCUGGCACGGCGUGAGAUGCUCCGGUGUCCAGGACUUCAAGGGCCUACCCGUUUUAGUCGUAGGUGGUGGCCCAGUUGGUGUAGCUACAGUCUUCGUGUUGAGGGCGUGGGGCGCAGACACGAUCUACGUGUCUGAGACCGCCCGUCGCCGUAGAGAGUUUCUUCAAGACCUGGUGCAAGCCACAUUUGACCCGAUGGAGGUCAAUGUUGGCUCGCAGUGUAAGACCCUCACGAAUGGAAGUGGCGUGAGGAUGGUCUUCGACUGCGCGGGAUCCCAGCAAGGACUAGAAGCCGCAUCUGAUGGCCUCCGGUUCCAUGGUCUAUAUAUCAAUCUGGCGGUGCCGAAAUCUCCAAUCUCCCUGCCCGUUGGGUACUUUAUGUUCAAGGAAUUGACAUACAAGGCCUUCCUGGCAUACGAUAAUGCGGAUUUCAAGGCCACUGUAGCUGCAUUCGUUGAAGGCAAGUUUGCAGGAGUGGAGCGCAUGAUAACACGGCGUAUUGCGUUGGAAGACCUUGUGGACAAGGGCUUCAAAACGCUCCUCCAGAACGCGGAUGAGCAUAUCAAAAUUGUGGCGACGGCGGGAGAACUGCCACCGGUGAAAUCCACGCUUUAG
Messenger RNA from Aspergillus pseudonomiae, 1092 nucleotides. RefSeq names its product 2,3-butanediol dehydrogenase. Gene Ontology annotation, biological process: butanediol biosynthetic process. The transcript is spliced from 4 exons. The record is from RefSeq and is a predicted model, not a curated record. Gene Ontology annotation, molecular function: (R,R)-butanediol dehydrogenase activity. Gene Ontology annotation, cellular component: cytoplasm. Lineage: Eukaryota; Fungi; Ascomycota; Eurotiomycetes; Eurotiales; Aspergillaceae. Bases 1 to 1092 code for a protein of 363 amino acids.